GCCCCCCAAAUUCCCUGACCAGACAGGUCUCUUAGCUCCCUCUCUUUGUCCCCACGGGAAGAGAGACCAUGGAACCACUCUAUCGGGCUGGGUCCAUCCUCAUGAAGGUGAACACUUUACAAGGGAAGAAGAUGGUGGAGAGCGGCAUCCAGUCCGGAGACUUUUCCCUCCCUCAGUCGUGGCCUUCCUGCUUCCCGCCGCCAGCGGACCUGGAGAUCCUGCAGCAGAAGGUGGCCGGGGUGCAGCGGGAGCUGGCGGACUUCAAGAAGGAGGCGCUGCAGGCCAUCCGUGACCUGGAGGUCGCCUUCUGCGAGCUGAACGGGGCGCUGGCGCAGCAGGAGGAGCAGGCGGCCCGCGUGAAGCAGCGGCUCAGGGAGGAGGAGGACCGCGGCGUCGUGCGGAAUAAGGUCCUCACCUUCCUGCUUCCCCGCGAGAAGCAGCUCCGGGAGCACUGCAGGCGGCUGGAGCGCAUGCUGCUGGGCUCCAACCGCGACGCGCUGGCCAGUCCCAGAAAGAUCCAGGCAAACUGAGGCCUCCUUGCAGCCGAGCGGCCAAGUGGAAGAUUCUUUUUUUCUUUUUUUUUUUUUUAAUGGAGGGGCCAACCUAAGUCCCUCUCCAUUUGCUACCCUUUCCCCAUUCCCAUUGCUUUCCUUCCACCUCAAUAACACCUUGCUGAGAGGCGAAAAGACCCCAGUAUGUUCUUUAGGUGAAGCUCCCGUUCGCCCAGCAUCACAGGAGGCACCCAAUCCUCAGUCUUUCAGACACCUGUAACUUUCACCGUUAACUGUUUUCCUGUUUGUCAUGGUAAUAUUGCUCAAAUGUAUAACAUGAUUUUUUUGUUUUUUUAAUCUUCUUAAACCGAUGUGUUGAA
Molecule: messenger RNA, 871 nt
Organism: Herpailurus yagouaroundi (jaguarundi)
Lineage: Eukaryota; Metazoa; Chordata; Mammalia; Carnivora; Felidae
Gene: CCDC182
Product: coiled-coil domain containing 182
Exons: 1
Coding region: 69-530 (153 amino acids)
Source: RefSeq, a predicted model, not a curated record